GGAUUUCACUGACUUUGGCCCCAAAACACUGUUGCAUCUCACUGGACUUUGCAGUUUCACACUCAUCACUUGCUGUUUAAACACUAGUCGGCCGCGGCUUUCAGAUACCGAGUGUUCACUGAAAUUUCCCUCAAAGGGCUGCGCUUGGCGGCUGAGCCCCAUUUUCCACACUAUCAAGCGCUUGAAACCAAAACGCCACACUAGUAAUUUGUUAAACCGACGCGCUAAGUUGCCCCAUUCACAGUUAUGGAGAAGUCACUUUGUACCCUGAACAGUAUCAGCCAGCAACGAGGACACUUGAAAACUCCCAAUGAGGAGCUUGUUAUACAUUAUAGAAUCAAUUUCAAAUACGUUUGCCUCUGCACGGCCUUCAUCCCUCUUGGGGCCCUUUUGGUAUGUCUUCUAUCCGCUUAUAUCUUCCAAUUUGACGAUGUGCACGAAACACAUUGCAAAGUUUUCAACAUUGUGCCAUCGAUAAGUGCAGUGACCGGCAUAAGCCCGCAGCGAUAUAUCUGGCGCAUUAGUGCAGCACUCCACAUUGGACCAAGAGUUAUUAUAUCUGCUGUGUACAAUGCAUAUCAACUUAGCAUGAUCAACCCUUUAGCAGAUCUUGAAGUGAAAUCCAGGGCACAACUUUGGUUAAAUACUGCAUAUCUGCUCAACUUAAUUGAGGCAGGGGCAUUGUGUGGAGUAUCAUAUAUUUCAAAUAGAGACAACUAUCCGAUUCAUGAAAAGCUCUUCAUAACAUUUAUGGUGAGCAGUUUGUCGCACAUGGUGGCCUGCAUUCGGGGCACUAAACUGGCAGCUGAUUCCAGAAAGGAUCUAGAGUCAAUUAAAGCAGGUCUAAAGUACAAGCAAAACCUGUUAGUCUUGUCUCUGAUUUCCACAGCUGGGUUGCUGAUUUUCUUCAUUCAGCAUCGGUUCUUUUGCCUUAGAAUGGGUACGUUGUUGCCUCAAAACUCCAGGCUGAUUAGUAACGAUGUUGUUUCAGCAUUUAGCCUGUUUGCCCUGUGCGAAUAUGUUAUUGCUGCGGCCAAUAUGGCCUUUCAUGUGUCGGUUAUUUCGGAUUUUCCGACUGAGGAGCUGAUGGUAGGCAAGUUUAUUUCUACUGCUGGAAACACCCAUAAGGUUGAAUGAAUCCAUGAUUUCUAGUAGUGGUUCAUUGCGACAAAACUAUACAUUUUGUGAUACUAAUUGUUGAUAUUGUACUAGUCAUUUACUUUGAUGCAUUUAUUUUUAUGUGGGGAAAUUCUGAGUGUUAUUGAAGAUGUUUCGACACUCUAUCACAAUUUGAGAGAUUCACGUGUUGAAACCAUCUGCAAACUGCCUUGGAAUGAGACCUGAAAACAAUAGUUCUCCAAAGGAAUAUUGCAUUUUCGUUACUAUUUUAUAGCUUUUAAGGCCAGUUAUACUACGACCAAAUUAAGCAGGAUCUGAUCUGAAAAUACUCCCAAAAAACUUCCUUUGAGUACAAACUAAAGUUAUAAUUAAUUAUACGUGGAAGUGUUACUUUUCACAACACUCCACAAUUUAUGUCGUUAUCUAAGUGUUUUACUACGUCUGUCUUCGGUUGUUUUAAGCGUAUAACAUUUCUUGAAUUAUCUUUCAUAGCAAUACUUAUAGACAUUAAGAACAAUACGUAAAAAGGGACGAUUGUACUUAAAACAUACUUGUAUGUACUUAAGUAAUCGCCAUUGUCGAGGCUCGAAUCUCCAUGCACUUUUUCCCAACUGGUUCAAUUAAACGAAUGGCUUUUGCACAAAAUUUAAAUUGGAUGGACCAUUUCCUAUUUUAAAUACAAGUUGUGUUUUGCACAAAACCCUGAUGGUUUAUAAAUUAUAAGGAAUAUUUAAUAUUGCGAUCUCUUUGUAGGCGUCAAUACUCAAUUUUAAGACGAACAGUUUUAACUGUAGAUUUACGAAGCACUGUUAAAAUCUUCCAGUUUGGCAAUAUGAUAAAAUUAGUUGUUAAGUAGUAGUUUUAGUCGAUUUUCCUGACGGAGUCCAUGUAGUUUUCAAAUAAUUAAUAUUAUUAGGUUGUAGUCAAGCAACUAGACUUUAUAGCGAAUCUCUUAAUGUUAAAUCUAACAAUUAAGUAAGUAUAAGCACUAAAGUGGAAUGCCUUAUUAUUGAAUUGCAUAUUUUCUCUUAUUAGGAGCUUCCUUAGAAUGAUAAUCAACUGCCUUUUUAGCAAUAAUUCGAAUUGUAUUUGCAUAUAAAUAUAUAUAUUAUAAAAGCCUUA
Dendroctonus ponderosae (mountain pine beetle) is the source of this 2241-nucleotide messenger RNA. Its product is annotated as post-GPI attachment to proteins factor 2-like. The coding region runs from base 247 to 1137 and encodes 296 amino acids. The record is from RefSeq and is a predicted model, not a curated record. Lineage: Eukaryota; Metazoa; Arthropoda; Insecta; Coleoptera; Curculionidae. The transcript is spliced from 5 exons. Gene Ontology annotation, biological process: GPI anchor biosynthetic process. Gene Ontology annotation, cellular component: endoplasmic reticulum membrane; Golgi membrane.